This is a messenger RNA of Tribolium castaneum (red flour beetle), 756 nucleotides long. It is a transcript of the gene AP-2sigma, whose product is annotated as Adaptor Protein complex 2, sigma subunit. The transcript has 3 exons. Gene Ontology annotation, molecular function: clathrin-cargo adaptor activity. Gene Ontology annotation, cellular component: membrane coat; intracellular membrane-bounded organelle; AP-2 adaptor complex. The record is from RefSeq and is a predicted model, not a curated record. NCBI's taxonomy places the organism in Eukaryota, Metazoa, Arthropoda, Insecta, Coleoptera, Tenebrionidae. Gene Ontology annotation, biological process: intracellular protein transport; clathrin-dependent endocytosis. The coding region runs from base 135 to 563 and encodes 142 amino acids.
UUAUCACUGUCAGACUGACAGUGACACCUAAAAUCCCUAGAAGUGCCCCAAAAAAUUGUUAUCUGACUCGUUGGGAGGAGGUUUUGUUCAAUUAAAUAACAAAACCUGCCGAAUUAUUAUCAGAAAUUUAAAAAAUGAUUCGUUUUAUAUUAAUCCAAAACCGGGCGGGUAAAACACGUCUAGCUAAAUGGUACAUGAACUUCGACGACGACGAGAAGCAGAAACUGAUAGAGGAGGUGCACGCCGUGGUCACAGUUCGCGACGCGAAACACACAAAUUUUGUUGAGUUCCGCAACUUCAAGAUUGUCUACCGUCGAUACGCCGGCCUCUACUUUUGCAUAUGCGUCGACGUGAACGACAAUAACUUGUGCUACUUGGAAGCAAUACAUAACUUUGUUGAAGUACUCAAUGAAUAUUUUCACAAUGUUUGUGAGCUAGACCUCGUUUUUAAUUUUUACAAAGUGUAUACCGUUGUUGACGAGAUGUUCCUGGCGGGCGAAAUCAGGGAGACGUCCCAGACCAAAGUACUCAAGCAGUUGCUAAUGUUGAACUCACUUGAAUAAUUUUAUCAAAAACGAUAUCAUAUUGUAGAAUCUUAUUUUAUGCCAUUCCUGUUUUUGUGUAUAUGUUUAAAUGCAGGACCGUUGUUUAAGUUAGAAAAUAUCGGCAAGAUUGGGUGUAUAUCUGAAGUGUAAAUUUCUUAUUGAUUUAAUUAUGAAUUAUGUAUGAAGAGCCAACAUGAACAAUAUAAAUACA